Messenger RNA from Conger conger (European conger), 9798 nucleotides. Its product is annotated as huntingtin-like. The record is from RefSeq and is a predicted model, not a curated record. Gene Ontology annotation, cellular component: nucleus; cytoplasm. The coding region runs from base 252 to 9794 and encodes 3180 amino acids. Lineage: Eukaryota; Metazoa; Chordata; Actinopteri; Anguilliformes; Congridae. The transcript is spliced from 67 exons.
GGGAGUGUGUUAAAAGAUGGCUCACAAUUUUGGAUAUCGCAUCACCAACUACGUUCCAUUCAUUUGAAGGAUAUAUUGGCCAGAAGUUCAGAGAAAUCCCGGCGUCGGGAAGGGGGCUGCGAGUUUGAAGCCGUCGCUGCGACGCGUCGCGGCCGCCCGCUUCCUAGACAGCUGGCUGGCUAACGUUAGCUAGCUGUAUUUGCUUUCCCUGCUGCUUGUGCUAUUUAUUUGUAAAUAUUAUUCCCGUUAAAAUGGCCACCAUGGAGAAACUGAUGAAGGCCUUCGAGUCGCUCAAGUCUUUCCAGCAACAGCAGGGGUUACCGCUGGCAGAGGAGCUGGUGCAGAAACAGAAGAAAGACCCUGCCACCACCAAAAAGGACAGAGUCACCCACUGUCUGACAAUAUGUGAAAACAUUGUGGCCCAGUCUUUGAGGACGUCCCCAGAGUUUCAGAAACUGCUGGGCAUCGCCAUGGAGAUGUUCCUGCUGUGCAGCGACGACGGAGAGUCCGACGUCAGGAUGGUGGCCGACGAGUGCCUGAACAAGAUCAUUAAAGCUCUGAUGGACUCCAACCUUCCCAGGCUGCAGCUGGAGCUCUACAAAGAGAUAAAAAAGAAUGGUGCUUCCCGGAGCCUCCGAGCUGCCCUGUGGAGAUUCGCUGAGCUCUCUCACCUGGUGCGCCCGCAGAAAUGCAGGCCCUACCUGGUGAAUCUGCUCCCGUGUCUGACGCGCAUCAGCAGGAGGCCUGAGGAGAGCGUUCAGGAGACGCUGGCGGCGGCCGUCCCCAAGAUCAUGGCCCCGUUCGGCCACUUCGCCAACGACGGCGAGAUCAAGGUGCUGCUGAAGGCGUUCGUGUCGAACCUGAAGUCGAGCUCGCCCACCAUCCGCCGCACGGCGGCCAGCUCUGCGGUCAGCGUGUGCCAGCACUCCCGCCGGGGGCAGUACUUCUACACCUGGCUGCUGAACGUGCUGCUGGGGCUGCUGGUCCCGGUGGACGAUGAGGCCCCCAGCCCUCUGGUCCUGGGGGUGCUGCUGACGCUGCGGUACCUGAUGCCCCUCCUGCAGCAGCAGGUCAGAGACUCCGGCCUCAAGGGCAGCUUUGGAGUGACCCGCAAAGAGACUGACAUCGCCCCCACGCCCGAGCAACUGACGCAGGUGUACGAGCUGACCCUGCACCACACGCAGCACCGGGACCAUAACGUGGUGACUGCAGCCCUGGAGCUGCUGCAGCAGACCCUGCGCACGCCCCCUCCCGACCUGCUGCAGGCACUCAGCACGCCCGGGGGCAUGGCCCGGCCCAGCGCCGCUCAGCCCGAGAGGGACCGGGAGGGACCCCGCCCCCGCAGCGGCAGCAUCCUGGAGCUCAUCGCUGGUGGGGGUACUUCCUGCAGCCCACUGAUCCACCGCAAACAGAAAGGGAAGCUGCUCUCGGGGGAGGAGGAGGGCCUGGACGAUGACCUGGAUGGGAGGUCAGAGGUCAGCUCUGGGACCUUCACAGCCUCGGGGACCAGCGAGGGCGCCAGUGAGUCGUCGGCGCUGGACGCCUCGGCGGGCCAUGACAUCAUCACCGAGCAGCCGCGGUCGUCCCAGCGUGCCCUGCAGCCGGGCGAGUCCGUGGACCGCAGCACGUCCUCGGGGCAGGGCGGCGAGGAGGAUGAUGAGGAGGAGGAGGAGGAGGGGGUGGGCGGGGAGGAAGAGCAGGACAUGCUGAGCGGAGACUCCAGCCACGUCAGCGCCGGGGGGGCGUGCGACACCAACCACCAGGCUCUCUCUCCCGCCAGCGACAGCUCGGCCACCACCACCGAGGGGCCCGAUUCGGCCGCCACGCCCUCCGACUGCCCCGAGCUCGUAAGUCCGCCCCGGCGCCCCCCGCGGGCCCCGCCCUCCCCCUGCUCCACCGAGGGGCCGGACGCCUCGCCCUGCUCCGACUUCGGCUCCUCCGUCACCCCUUCUUCUUCUUCUUCGUCGUACUCCGCCGCGUCCUUCGCUAGCGGGAGCGACAAGGUCCUGGACGGCAGUGAUAGCCAGUACUCCGGGAUGCAGAUCGGAACGCUGCAGGAUGAGGAAGAGGAGGAGAACAGCUCUGUCCCUGAGGAGGCCCUGGAUCCCUUCUCCCAGCCCAGCCUGGCCCUGAGGAAGCCCCACCUGCUGGAGGGAUUGGGGCACUGCAGGCAGGGCUCAGACAGCAGUGUGGACAGAUUCAUCACGAAGGACGAGGUGCUGGAGCCGGCCGAGCCCGAGAACAAGCCGUCCAGGAUAAAGGGCGAGAUCGGACACUACACCGACUGCCACGCCGAGCCGCUGGUCCACUGCCUGCGCCUCCUCUCCGCCUCCUUCCUCCUCACCGGAGAGAAGAACGGUCUGGUCCCCGAUAAGGAGGUGCGUGUGAGCGUGAAGGCUCUGGCGGUGAGCUGUGUGGGGGGGGCCGCAGCCCUGCACCCCGAGGCCUUCUUCAACAGCCUCUACAGGGGGCCCCUGGAGGGCCAGCUGCCCCAGGAGCAGCAGUACGUGACGGACGUUCUGCACUACAUCGAGCACGGGGACCCGCAGGUCCGAGGGGCCACGGCGGUCCUGUGUGGGGCCAUAAUCUGCUCCGUCCUCCACAAGACCCGCUUCAGCGCCGAGCCCUGGCUCGCCCAGGUCCAGAGCUUCACAGGGAACCCCGUCACCCCACUGGACUUAGUGCCUCUGCUGCAGAGGGCACUGAGAGACGAGUCAUCCGUCACCUGCAAGAUGGCCUGUGGAUCUGUGAGGCACUGUCUCAUGGCCCUGUGUAGCAGCAGCAGUAGCUUCAGUGAGCAGGGCCUGCAGCUGGUCACUGACCUCCUGACCCUCAGGCACUGCUCCUAUUGGCUGGUGAGGAACGAGCUGCUGGAGACGCUGGGGGACUUGGAUUUUCGGCUAGUCAGCUUCCUGGAGAGGAAAACGCAACAUUUGCACAAGGGGGCGCACCACUACACCGGGCUGCUGAAGCUCCAGGAGCGUGUGUUGAAUGAGGUGGUGAUUCCCCUGCUGGGUGACGAGGACCCGCGUGUACGCCACGUCGCCGCCGCCACCGUCAGCAGGCUCGUCACCAGGCUGUUCUACGACUGUGACCAGGGCCAGGCCGACCCCGUGGUUUCCAUAGCGAGGGAUCACAGCAGCGUCUACCUGCAGCUGCUGAUGCACGAGACCCUGCCCCCCUCCCACUUCACCGUCAGCACGGUCACCAGGAUGUACAGAGGUUACAGCCUGUCACCCAACACGUCAGACAUCACCAUCGAGAACAACCUGUCCAGGGUGAUCACAGCCGUGUCCCACGCCCUGACCUCCUCUACCUCCCGAGCUCUGACUUUUGGCUGCUGUGAAGCCCUUUGCCUCCUGUCCUCCACCUUCCCAGUGUGCACCUGGAGCUUGGGCUGGCACUGUGGGUAUGUCACCUCAGCCGGCCAGCCCGCCCGGUCCAGCCUGUAUAAGAACCAGAAGCGUGCGUUCAGCCUCCCCGUGCCGGCCCCGGGGGAUGAUGGGAAGAGGGCGUGUAUGGUUGGGAUGGCGAACAUCGUGCUGUCACUGCUCUCGUCCGCCUGGUUCCCCCUGGACCUGUCCGCUCACCAGGACGCCCUGCUACUGGCUGGCAACCUGCUCGCAGCCGUGGCCCCCAAGUCCAUGCGGAACCCCUGGAGUGGGGAGGAGGAGCCGGGCUCGGGGCCCCCCAGGCAGGAGGAGGUGUGGGGGGCCCUGGGGGACCGGGCCCUGGUGCCCAUGGUGGAGCAGCUGUUCUCCCACCUGCUGAAGAUCCUCAACAUCUGCGCCCACGUGCUGGACGAGGUGCCCCCCGGCCCCGCUGUCAAGGCCUCCCUCCCGUCCCUCGCCAACACCCCCUCCCUCAGCCCCAUCCGCCGGAAGGGCAAGGAGAGGGAGGCGGCCGAACCCGGCUCCGCCCCCAUGAGCCCCAAGAAGAGCGGCGACAUCAACAUGGCCUCCAGACCGCUGGAGAUCUCGGGGUCGACGGCCGUCAACAAGUCCACCACGCUGGGCAGCUUCUACCACCUGCCCCCCUACCUGAAGCUGUAUGACGUGCUGAAGGCCACGCACGCCAACUACAAGGUAACGCUGGACCUUCACCACCCCAGCGAGAAGCUCGGGGCCUUUCUGAGGUCAGCCCUGGACGUUCUCUCACAGCUGCUGGAGCUGGCGACGCUCCACGACAUCGGAAAGUGUGUGGAGGAGAUCCUGGGGUACCUGAAGGCCUGUUUCUCCAGAGAGCCCACCAUGGCCACCGUGUGUGUGCAGCAGCUGCUGAAGACCCUGUUUGGGACCAACCUGGCGUCGCAGUUUGAGGGGGGCGGGUCGAACCCCAGUAAGGCCCAGGGGAAGGCCCUGCGGCUGGGCUCCUCCAGCCUGCGGCCCGGGCUCUACCACUACUGCUUCAUGGCCCCCUACACACACUUCACCCAGGCACUCGCCGACGCCAGCCUGAGGAACAUGGUGCAGGCUGAGCAGGAGCAGGACACCUCAGGGUGGUUUGACGUGAUGCAGAAGGCUCCCCACCAGCUGAGGUCCAGCAUCGCCAACAUCGGCCGUAACCGUGGAGACAAGAACGCCAUCCACAACCACAUCCGUCUGUUUGAGCCGCUGGUGAUCAAGGCGCUGAAGCAGUACACCACCACCACCUCCGUCCUGAUGCAGCGGCAGGUCCUGGACCUCCUGGCCCAGCUGGUGCAGCUCCGCGUCAACUACUGCCUGCUGGACUCGGACCAGGUCUUCAUUGGCUUCGUGCUGAAGCAGUUUGAGUACAUAGAAGUCGGACAGUUCAGGGAUUCGGAGGCCAUCGUUCCCAACAUCUUCUUCUUCCUGGUGCUGCUCUCCUACGAGCGCUACCACUCCAAGCAGAUCAUCAGCAUUCCCAAGAUCAUCCAGCUGUGCGACGGGAUCAUGGCCAGUGGGCGGAAGGCUGUCACGCACGCCAUCCCGGCGCUGCAGCCCAUCGUGCACGACCUGUUCGUGCUGCGCGGCUCCAACAAGGCCGACGCCGGCCGGGAGCUGGAGACCCAGAAGGAGGUGGUGGUGUCCAUGCUGCUGCGCCUCAUCCAGCACCACCAGGUGCUGCAGAUGUUCAUCCUGGUGCUGCAGCAGUGCCACAAGGAGAACGAGGACAAGUGGAAGAGACUGUCCCGCCAGAUCGCCGACAUCAUCCUGCCCAUGAUCGCCAAGCAACAGAUGCUCCUGGACUCCCACGAGGCCCUGGGGGUGCUGAACUCUCUGUUGGAGACGGUGGCCCCCUCCUCGCUGAGGCCUGUCGACAUGCUGCUGAAGAGCAUGUUCGUGACCCCCAGCACCAUGGCCUCCGUGGGCACGGUGCAGCUCUGGGUGUCGGGGAUCCUGGCCGUGCUGAGGGUGCUGGUGUCCCAGUCCACUGAAGACAUCGUGCUGUCCCGCGUGCACGAGCUCUCCCUGUCCCCCUCCCUCCUCUCCUGCUCCAUCGUCCGCUGUCUCCGUGCCGACAGCCUCCCCUCCCCGCCGUCCUGCGAGGGGGGGGGCGAGGGGGGCGACGGGGAGCCCCAGAAGUGCCCCCCCGAGGAGACACUGGCCAGGUUCCUGCUGCAGCUGGUUGGCGUCCUAUUGGAGGAGAUCUCCAGUAAGCAGGUGAAGGUGGACAUGAGCGAGCAGCAGCACACCUUCUACUGGCAGCAGCUGGGCACCCUACUCAUGUGCCUCAUCCACAUCUUCAAAUCCGGCAUGUUCCGACGGAUCACUGCAGCAGCCACUAAACUCCUGAAGGGGGAGGGGGGGGAGGGGGCGGAGGCGGGGGAGGGCAGCUUCUACAGCCUGGAGGACCUGAACAGCCUGGUGCAGGCACUCAUCUCCACUCACCCCUCCCUGGUCCUGCUCUGGUGCCAGAUCCUCCUCAUCAUCCACUACACCAACUACAGCUGGUGGGCCGAGGUGCACCAGACCCCCAGACGGCACAGCCUCUCCAGCACCAAGCUCCUGAGCCCGCAGGCUCCAGGGGACGGGCCAGAGGAGCGGCCUGAGGCCAGACCCUCCAUGUGCAACCGAGAGAUCGUGCGCCGAGGCUCCCUCAUCCUCUUCUGCGACUACGUGUGCCAGAACCUGCAUGACUCGGAGCACCUGACCUGGCUGAUCGUGAACCACGUGGAGGACCUGAUCACGCUAUCCCAUGAGCCUCCGGUGCAGGACUUCAUCAGCGCCGUCCACCGCAACUCCGCGGCCAGCGGGCUGUUCAUCCAGGCCAUCCAGUCCCGCUGCGAGAACCUGUCCACCCCCACCACGCUGAAGAAGACCCUGCAGUGUCUGGAGGGGAUCCACCUCAGCCAGUCGGGGGCGCUGCUGAUCCUGUACGUGGACAAGCUGAUCAGCACGCCCUUCCGCGUGCUCGCCCGCAUGGUCGACACCCUGGCCUGCCGCAGGGUCGAGAUGCUGCUGGCGGAGACGCUGCAGAACAGCAUAGCCCAGCUACCCCUGGAUGAGCUGGACAGGAUUCAGGAGUACCUCCAGACCAGUGGCUUAGCUCAGAGGCACCAGAGACUCUUCUCCCUGCUGGACCGCUUCAGGGCCACCGUAGCCGAGGACUCGAACGCCCCGCCCCCUCCUGUGACCUCACACCCCCUGGACGGGGCUCCGCCCCCUGCCCUAGAGAGCAUCACUGCAGACAAGGACUGGUACGUUGCGCUGGUGAGGUCACAGUGCUGUCAGACCACAGACUCCGCCCUCCUGGAGUCCACUGAGCUGCUGACCAAAGUGCCGCAGGACGACCUGUCCUCCAUCAUGGCCUGCAAGGAGUUUAACGUGAACCUGCUGGCCCCCUGUUUGAGUAUGGGGGUGCAGCGUCUGUCCCGGGACCAGGGUGACGUGCUCCUGCUGGCCGCCCUGCAGGUUACCAUGGAGAGGCUGUCCGUCACGGUGGGGGGGCUCCCUGCCCCGCACCAGGCCUUCCCCCCGCCCCCCGGCACCCCCCCCGCCAACUCCUACUGGGAGAAACUCAACCACGUCUACGGAGAGCCGGGUUUCUACCCCACGGUGCUGAGCCUCUGCAGGGCCCUGAAUCAGUACCUCCUGUCCCUGCCCAAGCUGCCCGCCCCCCUGCACAUCCACGCCGACACCGUGCCCCUGGUCUGCAGCUUCACCAGGCUGGUCCUGGAGCUGGUGUCGUGGCGCGUGCUGCAGGACCAGGUGCCCCUGAGCGUGGACCUGCUGACGGCCCUGUCCUGCUGCUGCCUGGCCCUGCAGCAGCCCCCCGUCUGGAGCCUGCUGGCCUCGGCCGCCAGCGUCUCCCAGGCCUGCUCCACCAUCCGCUGCGUCCGGCUGCUCAUACAAGCAGUGGCUGUAGAGCCAGGAGAGGAGCUCCUCAGGCCGGAGAGGAGGAGGACGUCCUCAGAGAGAGCUGCAGAGCAGGACCAGGUGGACUCGGCCUCCACAGACAACGUGUGCGCGCAGAAGGCCUGCUCCAUCAUGGCGGAGCUGGUGGAGGCCCUGCAGAGCACCCUGUCUCUGGGACACCCCCGAAACAGCCGGAUCCCCGCCUUCCUCACCCCCACCCUCCGCAACAUCACCAUCAGCCUGGCACGCCUGCCCCUGGUCAACAGCUACACCCGGGUCCCGCCACUGGUCUGGAAGCUGGGCUGGUCCCCCAGGCCAGGCGGAGAGCUGGGCACGGCGCUCCCAGAGAUACCCGUGGAAUUCCUGCAGGAGAAGGACGUCUUCCGGGAGUUUCUGUACCGCUUCAACACUCUGGGGUGGAGCAGCCGCACACAGUUUGAGGAGACCUGGGCCACGCUGCUGGGGGUGCUGGUCACUCAGCCCAUCGCCAUGGACCAGGAGGAGGAGAGCCACCAGGAGGAGGACCUGGAGAGGACGCAGAUCAACGUGCUCGCGGUCCAGGCCAUCACGUCGCUCGUGCUGAGCUCCAUGACGCUGCCCAUGGCGGGAAACCCCGCCGUCAGCUGCCCUGAGCAGCAGCCCCGCAACAAGACCCUGAAAGCCCUGGACACCCGGUUCGGGAGGAAGCUGAGCGUGAUCAGAGGCACAGUGGAGUGGGAGAUCCAGGCCAUGGUGUCCAAGAGGGACAAUGUCCCCACACACUUCCCCUACCAGGCCUGGGACCCCGUGCCUGCCCUCUCUGCCUCUUCCAUAGGAACCCUGAUCAGCCAUGAGAAACUCCUCCUUCAGAUCAACACAGAGCGUGAGAUGGGGAACAUGGACUACAAACUGGGCCAGGUGUCCAUCCACUCUGUGUGGCUGGGGAACAACAUCACCCCCCUGAGGGAGGAAGAAUGGGGCGAGGAUGAGGAAGAUGAGACCGACGUCCCCGCGCCGACCUCGCCCCCCGUCUCUCCCAUUAACUCCCGGAAACACCGUGCCGGAGUGGACAUCCACUCCUGCUCCCAGUUCCUGCUGGAGCUGUACAGCCAGUGGAUCCUGCCCGGGUCCUCCAGCAGGAAGACCCCCGUCAUCCUCAUCAGCGAGGUGGUGCGCUCGCUCCUAGCCGUGUCGGACCUGUUCACGGAGCGGACCCAGUUUGAGAUGAUGUUCAGCACACUGUCGGAGCUGCAGAAGGCUCACCCCCCUGAGGACGAGAUCCUGAACCAGUACCUGGUGCCGGCCAUCUGCAAGGCAGCCGCGGUCCUGGGCAUGGAUAAGGUGACGGCGGAGCCCGUGUCUCGGCUCCUGGAGACCACGCUGCGCAGCACUCACAUCCCCAGCCGCAUCGGGGCGCUGCACGGCGUGCUGUACGUGCUGGAGUGUGACCUGCUGGACGACACCGCCAAGCAGCUCAUCCCCACCGUCAGCGACUACCUGCUGUCCAACCUGCGCUGUGUGUCCCACUGUGUGAACCUGCAUAAUCAGCAGCACGUUCUGGUGAUGUGCGCAGCCGCCUUCUACAUGAUGGAGAACUACCCGCUGGACGUGGGGUCAGAGUUCACCACCGGCAUCAUCCAGACGUGUGGUGUGAUGCUGUCGGCGAGUGAGGAGGCCACUCCCUCGGUGGUGUACCACUGCGUGCUGCGGGGUCUGGAGCGCCUCCUGCUGUCCGAGCAGCUCUCCCGGCUGGACGGGGAGGCCCUGGUGAAGCUGAGCGUGGACCGGGUCAACAUGCCCAGCCCCCACAGAGCCAUGGCUGCCCUGGGCCUCAUGCUCACCUGCAUGUACACAGGUAAAGAGAAGUGCAGUCCAGGCCGGGGAGACUCCGAGCUCACGGCCCCUGACAGUGAGUCUGUGAUCGUGGCCAUGGAGAGGGUCUCUGUGCUGUUCGACAGGAUCAGGAAGGGCUUCCCGUUCGAGGCGCGCGUGGUGUCGCGGAUCUUGCCCCAGUUCCUGGACGACUUCUUCCCCCCGCAGGACGUGAUGAACAAGGUCAUCGGGGAGUUCCUGUCCAACCAGCAGCCCUACCCCCAGUUCAUGGCCACCGUGGUCUACAAGGUGUUCCAGACACUGCACGCCACGGGGCAGUCCUCCAUGGUGCGGGACUGGGUCCUGCUCUCCCUCUCCAACUUCACCCAGCGGACCCCCGUGGCCAUGGCCAUGUGGAGCCUGUCCUGCUUCUUCGUCAGCGCCUCCACCAGCCAGUGGAUCUCAGCCCUACUGCCUCACGUGAUCAGCCGCAUGGGGAAGUCGGACCUGGUGGACGUGCACCUGUUCUGCCUGGUGGCCGUGGACUUCUACACGCACCAGAUCGACGAGGAGCUGGACCGCCGCGCCUUCCAGUCCGUGUUCGAGGUGGUGGCCUCACCUGGGAGCCCCUACCACUGCCUGCUGAGCUGCCUGCGGACCAUACACCCCGUCACCUCCUUCUGAGAGA